AUGAAGGUACUUAUUAAAAAUUAUAAACAAAUCAAUUUUUCCAUUUUCGAUUUCAAGUACCUGAGUCUGAUUUAAGAAAAAGCGAAAACAAUAUGCCAUAAUCCUGAUACGUUUCUACAUCAAAAGGUUCAAAAUUUACCAAUGAAACUUAGUUUCCAUGUAAUCAAGGCAUUUUAACAUAUGAUUUUAAGUAACUCUACCCCAGGUACAAUGUACUAAUGUCCUGAUUAGAUUACAAUUUAAUAUUCAGAUUUCAGAAGGUUACAUUAUAAAGUAAAAUCAAUCCCAGUUCCUGUUGAUGGGGUUGGACAGCAAUAACUCGCUGAUUUCUUAAUUGUAAAUUAGUAAUAUGAUUUACCUUUCCAAAUCUAUUCUAUAACUGGAGCUUCAGUAAGAGCAAUUCUUAAAUCUUCAUACGAUGUACUUACAAAAUUAGUUUAACAGAAUCCGUGUCAUUAUAACAUUCUUUUUCCAAGAUUUUUAUGA
Messenger RNA from Paramecium sonneborni, 486 nucleotides. Lineage: Eukaryota; Ciliophora; Oligohymenophorea; Peniculida; Parameciidae. The record is from the annotation of a GenBank genome assembly.